Molecule: messenger RNA, 2604 nt
Organism: Rhinopithecus roxellana (golden snub-nosed monkey)
Lineage: Eukaryota; Metazoa; Chordata; Mammalia; Primates; Cercopithecidae
Gene: HEXA
Product: hexosaminidase subunit alpha
Exons: 15
Coding region: 458-2125 (555 amino acids)
Biological process (GO): carbohydrate metabolic process; ganglioside catabolic process; glycosaminoglycan metabolic process
Cellular component (GO): membrane
Molecular function (GO): beta-N-acetylhexosaminidase activity
Source: RefSeq, a predicted model, not a curated record
UGCUGCUGAACUUACUUCAGCCUGGGAAGUCCUUUACCUCCCAGUAGGCCUGGCGAGCUCCAUCACAACAUUCAAGAUUCACCCUGGAGCCACCUGGGAAACUUUCUUUUCCAGCUCGCCCUGCGUCCUCGCCUCCCCACCCCAUGCUUCUCGAGUCGGGUGAGCUGUGUAGUUCCAUCAGAGCCGGCACGGCCGUAGGGGUGGCCAGUUAUUUACUGUUCUACUGGGCCCGACAGUCAUCUGGGGAGCCGAGCAGUUGCCGACGCCCAGCACAACCCACUGCACGCAGCCGGACCCUCACUUCCAGGCCGGAAGUGAAAGAGCAGGGAGUGGGUCCCGGGGUCGCAGGCGCAGAGCCGCCUCUGGUCACGUGAUUCGCCGAUAGUCACGCGGGCGCCGCUCACCUGACCAGGGUCUCACGUGGCCAGGCCUCUCCGAGAGGGGAGACCGGCGGACCAUGGCAAGCUCCAGGCUUUGGUUUUCGCUGCUGCUGGCGGCAGCGUUCGCAGGACGGGCGACCGCCCUCUGGCCCUGGCCUCAGAACAUCCAAACCUCCGAUCAGCGCUACGUCCUUUACCCGAACAACUUUCAAUUCCAGUACGAUGUCAGCUCCGCCGCGCAGCCUGGCUGCUCAGUCCUCGACGAGGCCUUCCAGCGCUAUCGUGACCUGCUUUUCGGUUCCGGGUCUUGGCCCCGUCCUUACCGCACAGGUUGGCCACACCAAGCUUACCCUGUCUUCCCAGGAAAACAGCAUACACCAGAGAAGAAUGUGUUGGUUGUCUCUGUAGUCACAUCUGGAUGUAACCAGCUUCCUACUUUGCAGUCGGUGGAGAAUUAUACCCUGACCAUAAAUGAUGACCAGUGUUUACUCCUCUCUGAGACUGUCUGGGGAGCUCUCCGAGGUCUGGAGACUUUUAGCCAGCUUGUUUGGAAAUCUGCUGAGGGCACAUUCUUUAUCAACAAGACUGAGAUCGAGGACUUUCCCCGCUUUCCUCACCGGGGCUUGCUGUUGGAUACAUCUCGCCAUUACCUACCACUCUCUAGCAUCCUGGACACUCUGGAUGUCAUGGCGUACAAUAAAUUGAACGUGUUCCACUGGCAUCUGGUAGAUGAUCCUUCCUUCCCAUAUGAGAGCUUCACUUUUCCAGAGCUCAUGAGAAAGGGGUCCUACAACCCUGUCACCCACAUCUACACAGCACAGGAUGUGAAGGAGGUCAUUGAAUACGCACGGCUCCGGGGUAUCCGCGUGCUUGCAGAGUUUGACACUCCUGGCCACACUUUGUCUUGGGGACCAGGUAUCCCUGGAUUACUGACUCCUUGCUACUCUGGGUCUGAGCCCUCUGGCACCUUUGGACCAGUGAAUCCCAGUCUCAACAAUACCUAUGAGUUCAUGAGCGCAUUCUUCUUGGAGAUCAGCUCUGUCUUCCCAGAUUUUUAUCUUCAUCUUGGAGGAGAUGAGGUUGAUUUCACCUGCUGGAAGUCCAACCCAGAUAUCCAAGACUUUAUGAGGAAGAAAGGCUUCGGUGAGGACUUCAAGCAGCUGGAGUCCUUCUACAUCCAGACGCUGCUGGACAUCGUCUCUUCUUAUGGCAAGGGCUAUGUGGUGUGGCAGGAGGUGUUUGAUAAUAAAGUAAAGAUUCGGCCAGACACAAUCAUACAGGUGUGGCGAGAAGAGGUUCCAGUGAACUAUAUGAAGGAGCUGGAACUGGUCACCAAGGCCGGCUUCCGGGCCCUUCUCUCUGCCCCCUGGUACCUGAACCGUAUAUCCUAUGGCCCUGACUGGAAGGAUUUCUACAUAGUGGAACCCCUGGCAUUUGAAGGUACCCCUGAGCAGAAGGCGCUCGUGAUUGGUGGAGAGGCUUGUAUGUGGGGAGAAUAUGUGGACAACACAAACCUGGUCCCCAGGCUCUGGCCCAGAGCAGGGGCUGUUGCCGAAAGGCUGUGGAGCAACAAGUUGACAUCUGACCUGACAUUUGCCUAUGAACGUUUGUCACACUUCCGCUGUGAGUUGCUGAGCAAAUUAGAAAGAGAUGUUUUGGAAGCCACUCAAAGAAGGGAGUGUGUGUGGGAAAGGAGGAAGAGCAGCUGGCCGGCAGACACAGGCUUCAAACUACGGGUUGAAUAGACACACGUACCUGGGGAGAACAAACCUGGAAUGGCCAACACCUGAAGAGAUGACAACAUGUUCAGUGCCAGUGCUGGGGCCAUGUUAUGCAAAUGAACCAAAGAUGACCUCUGUAUAUUGGCCCUAUGUUGUUUACUUCUUCAGAGCAGACUGAGACCCAUUAGCUCAAAAGCCCAUUGGCACCAAACUCAAAUUUUUACAUAUCCAACUAGUUUAAAUUUAGCCCAAAUAGAAUGGCCUUCAGCAUUGUUGUGAUUUAGGCUGAGAUAGCUAGACCUUUAUAAUCCUGUAUUAAUCAGUCAUUGAAUUUGGACUGCCCUGGGAAGGGGCAUGACCUUGAGGCAAACUCUGAAGGGGACAGCACUCCCCUAAACUAUAACAACACAUUGUUCACUGAAGGGUUGGGGGAAGGGAGGUCCUAACCAUCACAUCACAAUGGCAGCACAUCACACCACAUGGGAGAAAGAAAAUAACUGAGG